Messenger RNA from Bursaphelenchus okinawaensis, 513 nucleotides. Lineage: Eukaryota; Metazoa; Nematoda; Chromadorea; Rhabditida; Aphelenchoididae. The record is from the annotation of a GenBank genome assembly.
AUGGUCCUAAACCGUCCAGACUCGAUUCGUCGCGCCGUAUUAAUGCGAUCUCAUUCAACAUGGUCGUACGACGAAUCAUUACGACAUUAUCGACCAGAGUCUGGCGCUUCCAACACGUCUAGAUUGUCUACCCAAUCCACGGAAUCUGGCUCAUGGAUUCCGAUGGAAAAUGUUGAAGGAGAACGACCCAACUCUAGCAUCGGGUUUGUGCGACGGAAGAAUGGUGCACAUCGGAAGAGGACCAAAAAACUGAGCUUUUUUAAACUGGCUCACUCUUCGUUAAUGAGUAGGGGCUAUAUAGACUUAAUUCAACACUUAUUUUUAUGUUUUGAAAGGAUUUUCUUAUGCACAUCAAAUAUUGUCAACUUUCAACUUUAAUGGCUAUGGUAUACACAUACAUAAUAUACAUAAAAAACAAUUUUCAGUGAUACAUAUGAUGAUAUAUGUUUCACAUGGUUUCUACGGGAUGACGGUGUUUCUCACGGCUUUUGGGCUACUGGUGAAAGGAGUUAG